Molecule: messenger RNA, 1779 nt
Organism: Leucoraja erinaceus (little skate)
Lineage: Eukaryota; Metazoa; Chordata; Chondrichthyes; Rajiformes; Rajidae
Product: KIAA1191 ortholog
Exons: 8
Coding region: 417-1346 (309 amino acids)
Cellular component (GO): cytoplasm
Source: RefSeq, a predicted model, not a curated record
CGUUAGUUGAGUCAGCGCUCGCGCUGUGAACGCGCAGCGCGUUGCCGAGAGCCCGCAGGGCCGCCGCCGGGAGAGAGAAAGAAAGAAAGAGAAAGAAAGAAAGAUUGCCGUCUAAAAAGACGUGCGGCGCUGCAGUCUGCGCUAUGGCGGUAUCCAUCGGGCCCUGAACACCUCUUUCACGACCCCACCCCCGGACCCCGUUUGUUCGGUGCAGCUGGCGGCGAUGCUUCGGUGCCAUCGGUUACUUUCCGGGGCCAACCCGCGACGCGCUGCCCGGCUGCCCUAAGGCUUCGCCUCGGCCGCUCAGCCGGACCGUAACGCAGGUGGAAACAUCUGAAGUCUUUUCUGCAGUUUCUUCAGGAUAAUCUAACUGUAAUUCAGCUAUUAGAAGAUAGUCACGAAAUUCGGCUAGUAUCAUGGCUUCAGAUGAACACAGCGUGCCUGCAAUCGAACAUUCCUCGGGCUUACUAGAAAAGAUGUCCUUGCCGAUCGGUAUGCAUCGCAGGGCAUUCAGUUACGACGAUGCCUUGGCAGAUUUCUCGCCAAUGACUCCUCCACCGUCUGAUAUGGGAAGCAGUAUUUUGUGGAAGCAACCCGUUAUCCCUGAGCGGAAGUACCAACAAUUGUCUAUGGUGGAAGAUGGAGAAAAUGGUGUUCCACCUUCAUUAGUUGCUCCUUCAUUUGGUCAAAAUCUAAACAAAGUUCAUGUGGUAAAAGCUAAAGCAACAUCUGUCAUUAUGAAGUCACUUAUGACACAGCAGACGCAGGAAAGUAUACAACGAUUUGAGAAGCAGGCGGGCCUGACAGAUGCUGGUUACCAACCACACAAAGGCCUAGUUGCAGAAGAGGCCAGUUAUCACCGUGUAGGAGAGGCAUUACAGAAAUUCAAAGCACAGAGUGUGGAUCUAGGUAAAGAAGAUAAGCAGAUAUCCUCCACUCAAUCGACUCCGUGCGGAUCACCACAGUCCUCACCAAUGCCAAGCCGCAGGUCUUUCUUUGGCCAGGGGGCAUCUUCUGAUUUGAGCGGUAGAAGUAUGGAAGGAGAAUCCACCACAUUGGUUAGUGAAACAACUGCCACUGAGAAAUGGAAACCGUUUAUGCGUUCGCACACUUACAGAGGAAUCGAAUCAGGUAGUUUUGCCAUUCAGAAAUAUAAAGGCAUGCAAAAACCCUCGCCGAUGGACAUCAUGCGUACUCAGGGGACUGUUUCAAAAAUUGGAGAAGGUCAUGCAAACUUGAAUGCCCCCAAAAUGGAGCUAACUAUACCAGACAGGCAAAAACGGCCAGUUCGUAGUCAUCAUGUAGAGCCCAGAGAUUUAAAUGCUUUUGCUCCUACAGGAUUUUAAAAUGAACUGCAGUUAAGGAGCACCAAAUAUGUGUGCCCUCUACUCAAAUGAAUUAUGACGUUAACUUGCUGCUCAUCUAAUGAAAUUUCAUUUUGUUGUAUCUGACUACACCUACACAGAAAUUUUAUUUUAAACUGGGAAAAGUGAGAUCUGGAAAAAAAAAAGAAUUUUGAUUCUGUUGUAGUCUUUGUCCAGUUCCAUUCAAAAAGAGCACCUAAGUUAAUGGAUGAAAAGUGCAAUACAUUGUUGUUUUUGCUUUCCUAAUUUACCAGCUUGUGAUUUAAAAAAAAAAAGGUGUUACAGAAUAAUGCACUUCAGUUGUGUGAGGUAAAGAGAGAGAGAGAGACUAAUAGGAUAAAAGUGUUACACGUAAGUUGUCUGUGCUUGUCUGUAUCUAAUGUUAAAUAAACAUGAACACAAUUUUGUGACUUAA